AUGCCGUCGUCGCCCAACAAGAGGCGAAAAAUAGACGCCCCCGGCACCCCCCAGUCCGCUGUGAGCGCCAUAAGUGCACUGGCAGCCCGCCGGCGACUCACGGCGUCUGCGUCGGCCGACUCUUCCGCCCCGGCGGAAUCAGCCUCUCCCCAGGGCUCGUCCAACCCGUUUAGUCCGCUACAGCAGAAGCGUGAGCCCGUCAAGUCGGCCAAGAGGGCUGGCUCGAGGGUUCCAGCAGGCCAGCAAGGCCGUGACCAAGGAUCGAGCACGGAUCCUGAGACGGCCACAUCCAGGUCGACUUCUCGACCCGUCACUUAUUCCUCCUUCUCCCUGUCCAAGCACAAUCACCAUGUCAACGGCCAAGGCGUACUCAAGCUUAGGCUUGAAGAUGUCGAGCGCUUUCUUCUUGUUGGGAGUUUCGGAAUCCGCGUGUCCACAGGAGAGGUGACAGUCGCCGGCGCCUCGCUUCUGCCCUCGGACAAGAUAUACUGGGUUUAUGCGCCCCAUUGUCACGCGGUUCCCGUCUUGAGAACUGCAGAAAACACUCACGUUGAGCUGCACAAUGAUCCCGAGGCCGACAACCUGAGAAAGCUAGGCAGCCUGUCACCCUUAUUCCAAAGGCUGUGGAACCAAGCCGCAACGGCUGACGCGGAUAAAAAACGGGCAAAAGGUCCGUCAACCUUUCAACUGCUCGGGGACUCGGGAGACGUCCCCAGGGUGUCUAUUGUGCGAGAACUCGUCUGUCCUCCGAAGUGGAACAAGAAGCUGGCAUCCCUGGUAGAGUCCGUCUCUGGGCGGGAGCCCUUGUCCAUUAUAAUUUGCGGCCCCAAGUCGGCCGGAAAGUCGACAUUUUCCAAGCUCCUUACAAACCGACUGUUGACCACCACAAACGCAGGCCCGGACGGCUCAUUCCGGCCGAUUACAACGGGCGUGGCCGUCCUGGAUCUCGACCCGGGACAGCCAGAAUAUGCUCCACCAGGCACGGUGUCGCUCGUCCAUGUCACCCAGCCCAACCUGGGCGUGCCGUUUACGCACCCGAGUCUCGACGACGAAGCCGCCCAGGUGGUGAGGUGCCACGCGCUGGCCUCGGUCAACCCAGCCUCGACGACCGACCUCCACUUGGAGUGUGCUCUAGAUCUUUAUGGCUACUACCACCGCAAACUCCGCAACUGCCCCCUGGUAAUCAACACCCCUGGAUGGAUUCUCAGCUUGGGCUUGGAGCUUCUCGUCGAGAUAAUCGUCAAGGUACGCCCUGGCGAAGUUAUCUACAUGUCAGAAGAGGGGCCCGCAGAGACGGUUGAGGCCUUGCGCAACGCUACCAAGAACACGUUUACCUCAUUGCCGUCACAACCGUCCGAUUUAAAGUCGCGUACUGCUGCGCAUUUUCGAGAGAUGCAGACCAUGUCCUACUUUCACUCUUCGACAAGGCAUGGCUCCGAGGACAAGAGGCGACUGAGUUGGGUCCCUCACGCCCUUACGUAUGUACGUCCCUUGGUGGUGCGUUACGUGGGCCCAUCCUGCGGGUUUCUCGGCGUACUGCGAUACGACUCCCAGCUACCGCCGGACCUGAUGGGCGAGGCAAUCAACGGCAUGGUGCUUGCCAUUGUCGAGAUUGAGGAGCGCCAGGCGUUUCGACAAGGUUUCCAAGAGGCUACAUCUGGCUCCCUCGACUGUGACGGUGGCGCCACGCCUCAACCAUCCAUCUCUAGGACGCCCGAAGGCAUACCUUUUAUCCCCAACCCCGACGACCUAACCCUUGAUCCACGACACUCGCGCACAAUCGGUCUCGCCUUAGUGCGUGGUAUCGACACAGCCAACAAGUCGCUCCAGAUACUCACGCCGACGCCUCCUGAGAAGAUUAGCGAGGCAAGAGCCCGGGGAAGCAGCAUCGUCCUGGUACACGGCAAGUUCGACACGCCUUUUUGGUCGUACACAGAGCACCUGUAUGAGCAGUCCGGCCAGGGCGACGAGCCCGAGGGAGAAGUCGAGGUGACGGACGAAGACACCGACAAGAGCUCGGUCGACGAACCGGCCCAUGCCUUGGACGGGGGAGACGACACGGCCAUGCCGUGGGUGGAGGUUCUCAGGGGCAACCAGAAACGUCCAGUCGGUUCAAAGGUGUGGAGGGUGCGGCGAGACCUUGGCCGAAAUGCUGGUGGUGUCUAA
Molecule: messenger RNA, 2166 nt
Organism: Hirsutella rhossiliensis
Lineage: Eukaryota; Fungi; Ascomycota; Sordariomycetes; Hypocreales; Ophiocordycipitaceae
Product: mRNA cleavage and polyadenylation factor CLP1 p-loop domain-containing protein
Exons: 5
Coding region: 1-2166 (721 amino acids)
Biological process (GO): cleavage in ITS2 between 5.8S rRNA and LSU-rRNA of tricistronic rRNA transcript (SSU-rRNA, 5.8S rRNA, LSU-rRNA)
Cellular component (GO): nucleus
Molecular function (GO): polynucleotide 5'-hydroxyl-kinase activity
Source: RefSeq, a predicted model, not a curated record